UAGUCUUUCAUUAUCCCUUCUCGUCAUGUUUGUAGAUAAGUGAGAGAUUACAUGCUAACUUAUUUUGGUGUGUGGAAGUUACAUCACUUGGCAUUUCCAGCCCGGAGGAACGUAGUGUAUGCACAGUCUCACAUAUAAGCUUGAUACCAUAUCGUCAGAUAUUUUCGUAAAUCAAUGCUAUGCAUGCUGGUAGAGUGUUAACAUGAAAUGAGAUGGACGCCAUAAAGAAAUUUGACAAUCCGAAUCCUCGAGGCUCCGCGAAUCCGUUGAAUAAAUUGAUCUUCGGCUGGCUCUACAAGUUUUUCUGGUAUGGAAAAAAUCAUGAUUUGGAAAUGAAAGACAUAUAUAAUGUCUUGCCAGAUGAUAUCAGUGAACUUCUAGGAAACAGACUGGAACAAAAUUGGAAAAAUGAAGUGCACGCGGCUGAAAUGAGCGGUAGGAAACCUAAAUUUCUCAUAGCUUUAAAAGAAACGUUCAUUUGGUCGUUUGUAUAUUAUGGAGGAUGGAUCUUAUUUAUGUGUACUGUAUUAAGAAUUAUGCAGCCUUACAUACUGGGUCUAUUCAUUUGGCAUUUUGACACAAGAGCGACUUCCACGCAAAAUGAAGCGUAUAUCUAUGCAUCCAUUAUAGUGAUCUUAGCAAUAUUGAUGAUCUUCGUCACUCACCAUUCUAAUUUAGGUUUAGCUGAAAUAGGAAUGCGGAUGCGAAUAGCGAGUUCUUCUUUGGUAUAUAGGAAGAUAUUACGGUUAUCAAAAUCUUCCACCGUUACUUCUCCAGGUCAAAUAGUUAAUCUCCUGUCGAAUGACAUGUCGAGAUUUGAUUUGCUUUUCCUGCAACUCCACUACAUUUGGACAAUGCCCAUACAAGCAGCUAUAAUUGCAUUUCUUAUCUGGCAAAAUGUCGGCGUUGCUUCAUUGGCUGGCGUGUUUCUCAUAACUAUCCAGACUAUUCCUGUUCAAGGGUAUAUCAGUAAAUGGAUGUCAAAGUUGCGUUUAAAAAUUGCUUUGAGAACCGACGAGAGAGUUCGUUUAAUGUCUGAGAUAAUCAGUGGCAUACAAGUUAUCAAAAUGUAUACUUGGGAAAAACCAUUUCAAAAACUGGUUAGCCAUGCUCGAAAAUAUGAAGUUGAUGUGCUCACAUUAACGUCAUAUCUGAGAGGUUUCACACUAGCUACGUUCGUCUUCACAGAAAGGACAACAUUAUAUUUCACGAUUAUGACAUAUGUAUUUCUCGGACACACUAUAUCUGCCGACAAAGUAUUCUCAAUGGCACAAUACUUUAAUAUUCUCGAGCUCACGAUGGCGAUAUUUUAUCCAAUAGCUGUUGCGUCUGCUGCCGAAGCGUCAGUGUCUAUAAAACGGAUAGAAAAUUUCCUGCUGCUGGAUGAAAAUAUACCGUUGACACAUUCUUUGUUGAGUAACAAAGAAAGGAGCGUCACAAUGAAAAACGUCAGCGCUUCGUGGACGAAUAACGCAAUUGUCAACACGUUGCACAACAUUAACAUUCAAAUUAAUGCCGGCAACUUAUAUGUUAUUGUCGGUGCCGUCGGUGCUGGGAAAAGUUCUUUACUACAAACAAUUCUAGGCGAAUUGAGGCCAACGUACGGCCAAAUGCACGUGAACGGCAAGAUAUCGUACGCGAGUCAAGAAGCUUGGUUGUUCGCGGGUUCAGUGCGAAAUAACAUCUUAUUUGGACAAACUUACGAUAAAAAUAAAUAUCAGAAAGUUGUUAAAGUGUGCGCUCUAACGAAAGAUUUCGAACAACUUCCAUAUGGCGAUAAGACUCUGGUUGGCGACAGAGGCAUAGCACUCAGUGGUGGACAACGCGCGCGGAUUAACUUGGCAAGAGCCGUCUACAGAAACGCUGAUAUCUACCUAUUCGAUGAUCCUUUAUCGGCUGUUGAUACCCACGUUGGCGCACAAUUGUUUGACGAAUGCAUAAGCGAUUUUUUACGAGAUAAAACGAGAAUCCUUGUUACUCAUCAAUUACAGUAUCUAAAGCAAUGCGAUUACGUUAUUAUUUUGAAUAAUGGCCAAAUAGAGAACGAGGGCACAUUCAGAGAACUUCAAGAAAAUCACGUGAAGUUCCUUGAGACAUUACGGCGAGAAGAAACUAAGGAAGACACGGAAACGUCGAAAAUUGACUUGCUAGAUAUCACACCAGAUGUGAUCCCGAAUAGCAACGUUAAUGAAGACGCAGAGGAGGACAAGGAACCUCAAGAGGUCGAGGAGCUCUUAGCCAAAGGAAGCAUAUCGAAGGCAUUAUACUGGAAGUAUUUGCGCAGCGGCGGUUCGAUCACUGUGAUCAUCACUUUCCUGAUCUUCAUGGUCUUGGGACAAAUCGGUAGCAGCGGCUGCGAUUAUUGGGUCGGCUAUUGGACGAAUCAAGAAGAGUUGCACAUCAAGGUGAUGCGCGAAUGGCACGAAAAUUUAAACGACAGCUUCGCAAUCUCUUCCUCGACGCCAAGUUCGAAUAGACAAAUAAACAACAACUCGUUGGAACUCGCUAAUUUCUCGAUAACCAUUGCCAACGACUACUUAAUAAACGCGACCGAUGAUAUGUGGUUGCAAAAUUUCACUUCCGUUAACGUCACCAAAAUAGAUACGUACUAUUUAGACACGUCUACAGCAUUGUGGAUUUAUGGGAUAUUUAUCAUUGCGAGCAUCGUCAUGACAACGUCGCGGAAUUUAAUCUUUUACUGGAUAUGCAUGAACGCUAGCAAGAAUCUGCACGACUUCAUGUUCUCAUGCCUACUCCAGGCGCCAAUGUCAUUCUUUCAAAAUAAUCCAUCCGGUCGAAUCCUGAAUCGUUUCUCAAAGGACAUCGGCGCUUUGGACGAAACUAUGCCCAGGUUUAUGAUAGAAGCUAUUCAAAUAUUUGCAGUUAUAGUAGGCAUCCUAGUGCAAGUGCUCAUUAUCAAUUGGUGGAUUAUAGUCGCUGUAAUCAUCGCGGGCGCUUUAUUCGCCGUGAUUAAAAAUAUUUACGCACCAACGGCACAAAAAUUAAAACGGUUGGAAGGAAAUGCUAAGAGUCCCGUCUUUUCGCACGUCAACUCCACAUUGUCGGGACUGACGACGAUACGGUCCGCCGGCGCUCAGGAGAUGCUGCGCAAACAGUUCGACGAGCAUCAAGAUUUCCAUACUAGUACUUAUUCGUUGACCAUUGUGACUGGCGUAGGAUUCGGCUUCAUGCUGGAUAUAGUGUCCGCUUGUUUCAUCGCUGUUGUCACAUACAGUUUCGUCGUGUUCGACAACGGGAACGUUUACGCCGGGAACGUCGGUUUGGCUAUUUCGCAAGUGUUCAUUUUAUGUGGCAUGGUGCAACAUGGGAUACGUCAAAUGGCCGAGGCGAUUACUCAAAUGACGAGUGUGGAGAGAAUAUUGCAGUUUACUGAGUUCGAGAAAGAGGGACCGUUCGAAAGUGAUCCUACGAGCAAACCGUCCAGUAACUGGCCGUCCAAAGGAGGAAUUAAUUUCGAUCGCGUUUUUCUUCGAUAUUCCGAGACGGAUCCGCCUGCUCUCAGGUCCUUAAGUUUCAUUAUUGAACCUGGCAUGAAGAUCGGUAUAGCGGGACGCACCGGCGCGGGGAAAUCGUCUCUCAUUUCAGCUCUCUUGCACAUGGCGAAGCUGGAUGGUGUCAUUUACAUCGACAACGUGAACACGAAGAAAAUCGGCCUGCAUGAUUUGAGAAACAAAAUCUCCAUAAUACCGCAGGAACCAGUACUGUUCUCUGCGACAUUGCGCGAGAAUCUCGAUCCUUUUAACAAGUUCAACGACGCCGACUUGUGGACCGCUCUGGAGGAGGUGGAGUUGAAAGAAUCAAUGGACUCGUUAGACCAUUACGUCCAACAGGGCGGUAACAAUCUCAGCGUCGGCCAACGACAGUUGAUUUGCUUAGCGCGUGCGAUUCUUCAGGACAACAAGAUACUCGUACUCGACGAAGCUACUGCCAACGUGGACCCCAUGACGGAUGCGCUGAUACAAAAUACAAUCAGAAAGAAAUUCAAGGCCUGUACGGUGCUAACGAUAGCGCAUAGAUUGAACACUAUAAUGGACAGUGACAAGGUGCUAGUGAUGGAUCAUGGUCAAGCAAUUGAAUUCGAUCAUCCGUACAUUUUGCUGCAGAACGAUCAGAGUUACUUUAGCAGUAUGGUUCAGAAAACUGGGAAGUUGAUGGCCGAGCAGCUUAAACACUCCGCUCAAGAGGCUUAUGAACAACAGCAUGGCUUCAUGUGACUUCUAGUAAAAGUAUAUCAGAAUAAUUAGCACAUCUGUGCUAAUAAUUUAGUUUAUACCUCAAAUUCUGUUUAAUUGGACGACUUAUAUUAAGAAGUCUAGUCAAAAUUUUACAUUAGGAAGUCUAGUUGAAAUGUUACACUAGGAACAUUCUUAUAAUGUUAGUACUUACUAGGUACUUAUUUGAAAAUAUGUACUUAGACUUGUAUUUUUUAUAUAUUCAUGCAGAGCAG
Harpegnathos saltator (Jerdon's jumping ant) is the source of this 4468-nucleotide messenger RNA. Its product is annotated as multidrug resistance-associated protein 4. Gene Ontology annotation, cellular component: membrane. The coding region runs from base 213 to 4235 and encodes 1340 amino acids. The transcript has 18 exons. NCBI's taxonomy places the organism in Eukaryota, Metazoa, Arthropoda, Insecta, Hymenoptera, Formicidae. Gene Ontology annotation, biological process: transmembrane transport. The record is from RefSeq and is a predicted model, not a curated record. Gene Ontology annotation, molecular function: ABC-type transporter activity; ATP hydrolysis activity; ATP binding.